Messenger RNA from Salvelinus sp. IW2-2015, 8082 nucleotides. The record is from RefSeq and is a predicted model, not a curated record. Lineage: Eukaryota; Metazoa; Chordata; Actinopteri; Salmoniformes; Salmonidae.
AGCGGGGUAACGUCACUGUCGGUGGGGCACCGCAGCAUCAGUCCAUUCUCCACAACAGCAGCAGUAGCAGCGAGCGCAACGCCUCACGCGAGCGCAACGCCUCACAUGAUCAUUUUGAAAUGUUGGAGAAACUACGCUGUGCAGCAACCUUUUACUCCAGAGUCAAUGCGGGCGAAGUGCACUUUGAAGGCUUCAAAAUGUGCUCUAGUCGGACCAUAUUUAUGUUGAAAUAAGGAAAAAGUCGGAAGAGCUAAGAGGGGGAGAUUUCCUAAGAAUGAGUGUAGACAAAGGGGAGGCAUUCAGACUUUAGUGGUUGGAGCCACUAGAACUUGAGUCUCAGGAGAAAGGUGCGUUCCUACUUGGACAGCGGAAUCUUUCUUCUUUUUGGGAAUAAUCAUGCCUGUUCGGAGAGGUCAUGUUGCGCCACAAAACACCUUUUUGGGGAUAAUUAUAAAGAAAUUUGAGGGACAAAAUAAGAAAUUCAUUAUAGCCAAUGCCCGGGUUCAGAACUGCGCCAUCAUCUACUGCAACGAUGGCUUCUGUGAGAUGACCGGCUUCUCACGGCCGGACGUGAUGCARAGGCCGUGCACCUGUGACUUCCUCCAUGGAGAGUUCACCAACAGGCAUGCCAUCGCCCAGGUAGCCCAGGCUCUGAUGGGGUCUGAGGAGCGCAAGGUGGAGAUCACCUACCACCGCAAGGAUGGCUCUGACUUCCUGUGUAACACCCACAUCAUCCCAGUGAAGAACGAGGAGGGCAUGGUCAUGAUGUUCAUCCUCAACUUUGACUACAUCCUAGCUCACCUCAAGAAGGAAGAGAGGAACGGAGCAAAGACAGGAGAGAAGGGGUAUGGAAGCCAACUGGUGGGGCGCGGCACGGCGGCCAAAGCAUACGGCGGAGCGGUCUCGGCUCGGACCAAGACACCGGCGAGUGGCCCCGGCGGCAAGCAUAACCGCGCGGAGCACGGCUCCGGUCGGCCAGCCACCGAUUCGGAGUCGGUCCUGGCGGCCAAGUCACCGUCUGGAGCGGCCGGCGGCCAAGCAGCCGGCAUGAGCGUGCCCGGCGGCAGCACUCGUAAGCAGUCCAGAGUCCGGCCGGCCAGGCAGGAGCAAGCCAGAGCCGGCCGCCAGAGCACGGAGCAGGGCAGAGCCGGGCCGCCAGACAGGAGCAGCUCAGAGCCUGGCUCCGUCCGUUGUGUGAACAGGAGCAAGUCCAGAGUCGGCCGCCAGAUCAGGAACAGCCAGAGCCGGCCCCGCCAGACAGGAUCAGCCAGAGCCUGCGCCCAGCCAGGAAGCAGAACAGAGCCGUGCAGCCAGCCAGGAGCAGCCCGUAGGGCGCCAGCCAGCCAGGUAGUCAGCCAGAGGGCGCCAGCCCAGCCAGUGAGCAGUCCAAGAGGCGCGAAGCCAGCCAGGACAGCCAGAGGCCGCCUGCCAGCCAGGAGCAGCCAGAGGCGCCCAGCCAAGCCAGGAGCAACCAGGCGCAGCCCAGCAGGAGCAGUGCCAGAGGGCCAGCCAGCAGGAGCGGCAAAGCGCUCAGGCAGUUUCUCCAGGAUUCUACCAGAGCCACCAAAAGCUGGGCGAGGGACAAGCGGUUGGGAAAUGUGGGCCACGGUCCCGCACCCGCCGCCGCCGCAGAAGAUAUGCGCCACCCCUGGACCGCCCGGCAAAAUGGGCAGUGGUGGGGCGGUGAAGGAGGCCGCAACGGGGGGGGGGGACCGUGGCACACCCGGGCCGGAUGGGAGCGGGGGGCAGGAUGGAGUGGGAUGCGGGUUCUGGGCGCUUGGGGGGUGGUCAGGGGGGAAGGGGGAAGUUGGAGGGGGGUGGGGUGUGCGAGGGAAAGGUAGAUUGUUUUGUUUCCGGCUCCCAGCCUUACACCUCCUGGGCAUCAGUAAGCAGUCCCUCCCUCAGCAGGACCCUGACGCCGUCAUGAUCGACUCGCCCCGCCGCAGUGAAGAGUCGGUGGCCACCCGCGACUUCCAGUCACUGCCCACCCGGGAGAGCUGCAGCCCCUCCCAUGCCAAUGACACGCGUGCCCUCAUUGGCCCCAGCCACUGCUCCACCCCUGUGUCGGGACCCCUGGACCACUCGUCCCCGAAGGGGCCCUUCUGGGACAGGCUGGUUCUCCAAGCGGUUCCCCAGGCCCAGCCCCAGACUGUGGGCCCUCUGGCCCCCUCCAUCCCAGGCCUGACCCCCACCGCGUCCAGGGAGAGUGUGUGUAGUAUCCGGAGGGCCUCCUCUGCACAGGACAUGGAGGGUUUUGGCUCCAACUCCAAGAUGGCCUUCAGGGACCGACACGCAAGUGAAGGACCCUUCAACCAGAUCAAAUCCAGUCUUCUGGGCUCCACGUCUGACUCUCACCUCAACAGAUACAGCACCAUCAACAAGAUCCCCCUCAUCACGCUCAACUUCUCAGAGGCCAACAACGACAAGAUGUGCCCCUCCCCUCCGUCCUCCGAGAAAACCAUCAUCGCCCCAAAGGUCAAGGACCGAACGCACAACGUCACCGAUAAGGUCACACAGGUGCUAUCCCUGGGCGCAGAUGUGCUUCCCGAGUACAAGCUCCAGACACCGCGCAUGGACAAGUUAACCAUCCUCCACUACAGCCCCUUCAAAGCGGUGUGGGACUGGCUCAUCCUGCUGCUGGUCAUCUACACGGCCAUCUUCACGCCCUACUCCGCCGCCUUCCUCCUCAACGACCUAGAGGAGCAGAAGAGGAGGGAGUGCGGCUACUCGUGCUCGCCGCUCAACGUGGUCGACCUCAUGGUGGACAUCAUGUUCAUCGUGGACAUAUUGAUCAACUUCAGGACAACCUAUGUGAAUCUCAAUGAGGAGGUGGUCAGCCACCCGGCGAAGAUAGCCAUCCACUACUUCAAGGGCUGGUUCCUCAUCGACAUGGUGGCUGCCAUCCCCUUUGAUCUGCUCAUCUUCGGCUCGGGAUCAGAUGAAACCACCACUCUGAUUGGCCUGCUGAAGACCGCCCGGUUGCUCCGACUAGUUCGCGUGGCCCGUAAGCUGGACCGAUAUUCAGAGUACGGCGCCGCCGUCCUUAUGCUCCUCAUGUGCAUCUUCGCCCUCAUUGCCCAUUGGCUGGCCUGCAUCUGGUACGCCAUCGGCAAUGUGGAGAAGCCCUAUCUGGAGCACAAGAUUGGCUGGCUGGAUAACCUGGGCGUGUCCAUUGGAAAGAGGUACAACUACAGUGACCCCAGCUCUGGCCCGUCCAUCAAGGACAAAUACGUCACGGCCCUCUAUUUUACCUUCAGUAGCCUGACCAGCGUGGGCUUUGGCAACGUCUCCCCCAACACCAACUCCGAGAAGAUCUUCUCCAUCUGUGUCAUGCUGAUUGGCUCCCUAAUGUACGCCAGUAUCUUUGGUAAUGUGUCGGCCAUCAUCCAGCGGUUGUACUCCGGUACGGCGCGGUACCACCUGCAGAUGCUCCGGGUCAAAGAAUUCAUCCGCUUCCACCAGAUCCCCAACCCACUGAGGCAACGCCUGGAGGAGUACUUCCAACAUGCCUGGAACUACACCAACGGCAUCGACAUGAAUAUGGAGGUCCUAAAGGGUUUCCCWGAGUGUCUCCAGGCUGAUAUCUGCCUCCACCUCAACGCGAGUCUGCUCCAGGGCUGCAAGGCAUUCCAAGGGGCUACUAAGGGCUGCCUGAGGGCCCUGGCCAUGAGGUUCAAGACCACGCACUCCCCACCGGGCGACACACUGGUCCACUGUGGAGACGUGCUUACUGCCCUCUACUUCUUGUCCCGGGGGUCCAUCGAAAUCCUCAAGGAUGACAUCGUGGUGGCCAUUUUGGGGAAGAAUGACAUCUUUGGGGAGAUGAUCCACCUGUACGCCAAGCCGGGGAAGGCCAACGCGGACGUGCGGGCGCUCAGCUACUGUGACCUGCACACCAUCCACAGGGAGGAGAUCCUGGAGGUGCUUGACAUGUACCCCGAGUUCGCCGACUACUUCCUCAGCAAUCUGGAGCUGACCUUUAACCUCCGAGACGAGAGCGGCAAGCCUCAGAAUGCAGAGUCAGUCUACCCCUACCCCAGUGAUUCUGAUGGGGAUGACAUCAAAUGCAGAAGAAGGCUCACUAACAAGAGGAAAUCUUCCGCAGGGACCCAGAUCAAAGAGACGUCGGUGUUCUGCGACGGUGGUGAGCGGGACAGGCAGCUCUUCCCCUCCUCCCAGGCUGUAGCCACCGUGGUGGAGGAGAGGAGAGACUCAGAGGAGGAGAGGGAAGAUGAAGAAGUCGAGGAGGAGGGAGGGGAGGGGGAGGAGCAGAGGCCUCUGUGCUCGGGGGGGCAGGGUUACCCCUUGGUGAGGGACCACACCUUGGGACUUGGGCUGGGGGACGUUGUUCCGGACGCGUCGGGAGGAGGAGACAAUGUGGAGAGGAACCAGUCUUAUAAAGACCUGCGUGGGGAGGAGUGGGGGUGCGUGCGGCCCAGGGAGGUCCUGGAGGAGUCGGCCCAGGACUCCCGAAGUGGGGUCGGAGAGGAGGACAGUGAGCCGGACAACACCUACGGAGAGGUGGAGCAACGUCUGGACCUGCUGCAAGAGCAUCUAAACAGGCUCGAGUCCCAGAUGACGUCAGACAUCAAGGCCAUCCUCCAGCUACUGCAAAGGCAGAGCACCGUGGUUCCCCCGGCCUACAGCAUCGUCACCUCCAGCCCAAAGUACCAGAGGCCUGCCAUCAGGGUGCAGCCUGUUUCUGCCAUCAGGAUCACAGAGCCUCAACACAGCCUCAACCCUGCUUCACCACUGGCUCAGAAUCCUGACAUGGAGAAGCCUCUGAACAAAUCCAAAGAAUCCAUGUCAGGCCAGGGUCCCACGGAAAUGCCCCCGGAAAAGGACCUCAAGGCGGGACUGCUAGAGAAGGACACAGAGCCCAGACACACACAAAACAAAAUUGACUCUCCGGAGAAACAACAACAACCUAGAGCCCUCUUCCCCUCCGCCAGACAAGCCUCGCUCCCCGACGCAUCACCUGAAAAUUCAGAAACGUCAGGACUCCACAGGCCGGUAUCCGACCCUGGGCUUCUGGGAAAGUAGGCCCUUUCGCCUGCCUGCGCCCCUUUUUCUCACUACGGAAAACUAGGACUUCUCUCAAAGUUUGACUCAGGGUCUUAGAAGGAGACUGUAUAUGCAAAGAAUACUGUCGACUUCCUUCCACUCCUUUUCCAAUAUUUUCUGCCGAUCUCUGAUUUAGAUGUGUUAUAAAGUACAUUUAUACAGCGGUAUUUCUACUGUAUAUUACUAACAUCUGUAAUUAUCUACCAUGUACAUAUUUCAGAUGUAACACUGCCAGCAACACAAAGGCACCUAACAUGCUUGUUCUUCCAAGAAAGAAAAAUGCAUGUCUUGGAAGUGUUUUCUGUUGCAUGGUCAAAACACAACCCAUCUCAUGCACUGCACAGUCAUGGUGUGAGGUCGGCAUGCUUUCAGAGUAAUGAGUAUCCGUUCUAUAGUUAUUCCCAAUCGAUGGGGACAAAGCCACUUGGAACUCUCUUUCAAAGGCAUUUUCAAUCUGAAAAUAAGUGUGCAGUUUUAAACUCAUCGCAUUAAUGACCUUAUCAAACAGACACCAUGUAAUGUAUUUGGCUAAUUAACAAUCUCCACGUCCGACAUUAUAUAUACAAAUAUUUCAUCAUAUAUUGUGCCUAAGUACCUACCGUCAACUUGUCUUUCAAAAAGUCAUCUGAUCAGAAGAGACAAAGAACCACUAUGUAAAAUGCAUCUUCUAUUAGAUUAUAAAUACACAGAUAUGCAAAUGAAUAUGAUUUAAAUGGUUGGGAAAGCUCUUAUACGAAGUAUCCCUUACACUGCUAAAGUAUUCCUGAGAGAGAUUAUUUGUAAUCACUUUGCACCACAAGUCUCUUUCAUGGGGCCAUGAAAGCAAUAACGAUAACAUUAAAACAUUAAUUUACACACAUGAAUAAUAUACAUAUUUGAUUAAUGACUAGAAAUUAGCACGGGUACAUACCCAAAAGUCUUUAAAACUUGUACGGCAUGAACUAAAACAGAAACUAAAAGACUGUACUUCAAGUUCUGUAUUCUUGUAAAAAAAAAUAUACAUGCAAAUGGACUCUACUGUAUAUUUGAAUUUACAAAAGAGAUACUUAUCCACUUAAUAUAGCUACUUUCCUCCCUGAAUCACUGAAUAUGUUUUACUAUUGAAAAUAUUGUCAAAAAAGAAUUUAAUGGGAAGUGUAUGCAUAUUUAUGAGCUAUACAAAAGUAUGUUUUUUGGUAUUGUAUUAAAAACUAUUUAUUACUGUAACUACACACACAAAGAGGCAUGAACAGGGUGGACUAAUGAUUAUUUUUCAUAUAUGUAAUCGAUGUGCAGGAUCACUUCUCUCUUGAAAGGGCCUGCACUUAACGAAAUGCAUAUCAUUGUAUAACAGGAGUUGUAAAGCAACAUUACCUGUUCAGAUGUAGAAAACUACAAUGAAUAGCAACUCUCAAAAGAUGAAUUGCUCAGAUAUCUUUUUUGAAUUGUAAUAAGAGGAAUCAGGCCAAAUUCUAUUUCAUUUUCCUUACUAGUUAUUGAGUAGUUACAUGUAACCAAUUAUUUAAAGGUACAGUAGACAUAGCAGUAUAUCCUCAUACAAACAUCCUCGUUUCAGAAAUCAACUACAACAUUGUAAUCUGCCACUAUUGUCUAUUGCCAAUCAUGCAAAGGAAGAGCCAAUAGUAGCAGUUUGACAGAUUUGAUUCUGUUGUUGUCUAUAAGCAGGAAGUAAACCCGCUGAGUCUACCUUUAAUUAAUACCUUUCAUAAGUACUGUACCCCACAAUCUUUAAGCUUCAACUCUUCUUUCCAUGCAUGUUUAGGGGCUUCCAUUUAUAUUCCAAGAAUGCAGAUUUUAUUACUGUCUAACCAAGUGACAAAAUCAAUGCUGAGACGGUGUCAGAAACCGACAACGUAGAGAUUCAGGCCGAGCUAGCAGCUUAACCCUCGUUAGCCUUAGUUUUUUCUAACCUACAUUAGCCUUCACAAACGUCCUAAACACAUUUAUUCAGCUGAAUAAUAUGCAUUCAACAGUCAGCAAUGUAAAUGUAUUGAAUAUGGACAGAUUCUGCAUGUCACAAAUUAAGUCAUUUUAGUUUUAUGACUUAUUUUACACAAACACAAACAUAGUCAGAUAUGUGGUAUUGCAUGGAUCGACAUCAGCUGGCAAUUUGUUUUAACAGAUUUCAAAACGUGUUUGUGAUUUAUCAUGAAUUUAUCAUGAAUAAAUAGACCCAUUAUUUCUAUAAGAGAACACUUGAUUUUCCAUAAUUUUUUUAUGUGUUUUGGUUCAAUUGUGUAUCAGCCCACGAAGUGAGUGAGAUACAUUAUGAAAAACACAUAUCAUGCUCCCAUAUGUAGCAAUUAACAGAUGUACUAAUAACUUUGUCAGGGCAAAUGGAAUCUAGGGAAGUCAUAUUCAUUAGGAAUACUAUAGCUAUGUAUGUUUUGUAGCAGUACUUAGUUGGGUUUGAAUUAAAGGCAGACUCAGCAAUACGACAUAUUGCGGAGUCUACCUUUAAUUUCAGAUCGUACCGGCCCUAUGCUAUGAGUUGUGCCCAUACACAGCUAUAAGCCUUUUCGGAGGGCACAGGUCCUUUGCUCCAUGUCAUUGUAAUGCCAGUUAAGUGGCCACGACUACUCGAUCUGUUUUAAAACCCACCACGGCUGGGCUGAAACACACAUAACCCUGGCAAAACAAGCUACGGUGUUUCGAGUAUAAUCUUUCCAGAGCACAGAUGCUAUACAAAGUAGCUGAAACAUGACAUGUCCAAUACCUGAAGAGUGCCCCAAUGAACUUUUCAAAGGUCACACUUUUGCACAGAAAUUAAACAAAAAAAUGUGUGCUUUACUAGAGAAAUUUCACUUUUUAAAUCUAGUGCUGUUCACAAUUGUUUUUAUGCAUUUUUUUAAAUGUUUGCCACUGUAUUUUAUACAAUGCAACACUUAACAGCUGAUAUGAAUGUUUGUCCUUGAAUAUACUGUAUUUAAAGAAAUGUAAUAUAUUGUGUACAUAUAUUGAUGAAAACCAUUUGUGUAAUUGUAUAAAUUAAUAAACAGAAUGCAUACGGACUACAAA